AUGCAAUUCUAUAAGAAUCAAGGUAUUAAAGAGUAUAAGUUUGUGCCUAUCUAUGGCUGGCUUAAGGAUAUUCUUUUUCUCAAGAAGAAUCAAUGGAAUGACUCUCUUUAUUAAUUCAAACGUAUCAGCCAAGAUCCUGAGUUUAAAGAUGAAGAUAUUCUUCUUGGAAAUGUUGCUAAUUAAGCAUUCCUAACAUUAAUAAAACCAGAAUUGAUAAACGAAUUUCUUUAGAGAUAAAACGAAUAUGAAAAAUAUUCAGUACCUUUGAGAGGUGUAAUGAACUUUUUAGGAAACGGUUUAGCAAGAAUCUAUGGCGAUAAAUGGAAAAAAAGCAGAAAAGUUAUCUCAAAUAUGUUUACUUUUGAAAACAUUACUGCUCAAGUUGGAAGAAUAAAAGAAGUCUCACGCAAAUACAUUAAUAAUGAAAAUCCUGAAAAAUUUAAUAUUAAGUAUGUCUUUGAAAAGAUUUCUGGAUCUUAAGAUCUUUAAGUUUUACUUGGUGCUGAAGUAGAAAAAUACAAAGAUAGCCAAGGAAGACACCUUGGUGAAUGCAUUGAGUAGUUAUCAAGUGACAUUUGCAUUCAUUACAUAUCACCUUUUGCCAUGAUUUUUGGUUAAAAAAUUCUUACUUGGAAUUUGAGAGAAUCAGAUCGCUACAUUUCAAAGCGAAUGAAAGAUAUGCGUUAAUUUAUGACCUAAAUCUUAACUGACUGUGUAAAUCGUGAAAAAGACCCCACAUAUCAAGCUAAAUAUCCAAGCUAUAUUACCUUUUUACUAAAAGCUGGAUAUUUACAAAAGGAAGAAGAAAUCAAUGAACUACUAGCUACUUCAUUCAGUCUCUUUAUGGCCGCCAAAGAUACCACUAGCAAAUUAACAAGCAUGGCUAUAUACAACUUGAUUAAGCACCCUGAAUAAUAUAAAUUAGUAUUUGAAGAGAUUCAAAAAUAUGUAAGCCAUGACGAUUAUGAUUACAAUGACCUUUAAAAAUUAAGUCACUUACAUGCUAACCUCAAAGAAACUUUGAGAAUGGACCCUUCUGUGCCUUUUAUAUUAUCAAGAGUUGCAUAAGCUGAUCAUAUGCUUGGAAAAUAUAAAAUCAAAAAGGGAACUAUAAUAAAUAUUGGCUAUUUAUGUAACUUAUACAAUGAAAAAUACUUCAAAGAUCCCUUUAAUUACAAUCCAAGCCGCUGGCUUGAUAACGAAGAAGAUAUGAAAAUGAAGGAAAACCAUUUUGUUUUUAUUCCAUUUUCUGCUGGACCAAGAAACUGCAUCGGUUAACAUUUAGCCAUGAUGCAAAUGAAAGUUAUGAUAGUCGAAUUCAUCAAAAAAUUCUAUCUUCCAUAAAUUCCUAAAGAUUAUGAUGAUGAAAAAAUUUUGACUUAAUCUUACGGCUUUAAAAAUCCUCUUACAGUAAAACUACAAGUUAGAAACUGA
Tetrahymena thermophila SB210 is the source of this 1434-nucleotide messenger RNA. RefSeq names its product cytochrome P450 family monooxygenase. Gene Ontology annotation, molecular function: monooxygenase activity; oxidoreductase activity, acting on paired donors, with incorporation or reduction of molecular oxygen; heme binding. The record is from RefSeq and is a predicted model, not a curated record. The transcript has a single exon. Lineage: Eukaryota; Ciliophora; Oligohymenophorea; Hymenostomatida; Tetrahymenidae.